AUGUAUAUGGAUAAUAAUUUAAUAAACAGCAACAGCAACAGCAAUAGUAGUAAUACAAAGAUUAAUAAUCAAAAUGGUAGUAAUAGUAAUCUAUUACAACAAAUAGAUCAUAACUAUAUUCAAAAACAAGAGAAUGAGGCAUUAUUUGUAAUACAUAAUGAUGGUCAAAUUGUAUCAAGAGAUAAAUCAAAAGAAUUUAUGAUUCAAAGAAAGAAACAUGUAUCAAAAUUGAAUAAUGAUUUAGAUGCGAUCAUAUUAAAGUUUAAACAAGUUUCAAUGAAUGUUAGUACAAUCUUGCAACCAGAAAUAGAAAAUGUAAAUGUAUGUUUAUUAUGUUAUAAAACAUUAUCAAAAGCAAUUCAAAGGUCUGAAUUUCAAGAUACCAAAGAGAGAGUUUCAAGGAGUGAAUUUGUUGUAUUUUAUGAACAAAUGCAUCUAAAUAUUUUAGACUUGAAAAGAAAUGUUAAUCAAUAUAAAUUAAUUGUAAAUACAAUUCAAGAUUCUGGUUCACCUUCUAUAAAAAGAGCAAAAGAAUUAGAAUCAACUAUAAAUCUUCAUAUAAAGGAAUUAAAAGUUGGAAUUACUAAAUUAAAACAAAUUCAAGCGACUACACCAAAACAAACAUCAAUCAUAUUCAAUAUAAGUCAUAAUUUUCUAAGCUUUUUAAAUCAAACUGUACCAGAGUAUAGACUAUACACAACAGAACUGACAACUAGAAUGCAAAUAACACCAUCUUCAUCCCCAUCUUCCAUAAAAUCACCAGUGGUAACAGCCAAAGAAGGAUCUUCGCCCACCUCACUAUCGGCAAGUCCUCUUACCGAAUCACUAUCGGCGUCCAAUAGAAUUUCAUCAUUUUUUUCAAGUGUCUUUUCAUCAGACAACAAGCAAAUGAGCGAUGCCGAAUACGAAAGCACCAAGGAUCGAUCAUUUAUAUUGUCGGUUGGGCCGGCAGUAUGUGCACUCGAUGGUAGUUAUAUUGCCAUUCAGGGAGAGAAUUUGGACAAACCAAUGAUCACGGUGACCAUUGGUGGAGAAACGGUCAAGAUUCUAAAAAAGAACUAUCAUUCUCUAUUGUUGGUCGGUCCCAAACGCAAAGAAGAGGGCGAGGUGGAUAUUGUUAUCAAGGAUCACGAUUACACAUUGUCAAAACAAUCUAUUUUCUGCACAAACUCUUGUUUCCAAACUGAAAAGGAUAUAAGAGACAUUAACAACUAUGCAUCGGAGCUCUAUGAAAAUGCAUCCCCAUCAUUGUCGGCCUACACCAAAAAACACAGUCGUGGUCUCAGUGGUAGUUUACUCGCAAACAGUCAGAGCGCCAAUGACGAUGACGACUAUGACGAAAAUGUAUUGACAACGCCAACCACCAUAUCGUUUCAACCAGACUAUGACGACGACCAAGAGGAAAACCAAGAGGAAAGAUAUAUCAACGAGCUUACCAAUCGAUUAAAUUCGGAACCAGAACCCAUCUAUACAACCAUUGGAGGUAAAAACAGCGCAGACAAUUUCGAUAGUAUAGCAUCAUCUGGCCCGACCAAACAGGAUUUGGUCAUUCAAACAAUCAACCCUGCAGUGUCACCAAUGAGUGGAACAAGAAUUGAAAUGAAUCUAAAGCAUGCAUUGGUGGCACCAAUCACCAUCGCAGUUGGAGGAGUUCAAGCCCAAGGCAUUGAAAUGACCAAUCAGAGAAAGACCAUCAGUUUUGUGUCACCACCAUCGGUCAAGGAAGGGUUCCAUACGAUUCAAUGCACUUACAAUGGUCGGUAUCUUGAAAUACCAAAUGUUCUCGUCUACUAUUCCAGUAUACCAGAGGCUUCAACUGUCACCUCUUCUUCUGGAUCAAUGACAACUACUUCAACCAUUCCACUUGUUCAAUCACAAUCAUCCUCUUUUGUAAAUAAUCAUUCCAUCAACAACAACAACAAUAGUAAUAUUACCAGCAGUGUAAAUUCACCUAUUCAAGUUUCAAGAUCUUCAAGAGUUUGGGGGAAAUAA
Messenger RNA from Cavenderia fasciculata, 1992 nucleotides. RefSeq names its product IPT/TIG domain-containing protein. Lineage: Eukaryota; Evosea; Eumycetozoa; Acytosteliales; Cavenderiaceae. The record is from RefSeq and is a predicted model, not a curated record. The transcript is spliced from 4 exons. Bases 1 to 1992 code for a protein of 663 amino acids.